CUUAUUAUCAUGUACAGAUACGUCUCAAGUGAACUUGGCUUCAGAACACCAGCUUUGAUUAAUUCCAUUAAAAUUUUCGUAAGAGAUUUCUCAGAUGUCCCUUCAAUUUCUGUUUCGAGAUUAAACACAGAAGAAAUUAGCUAAGCUAUGGAAAUUCAUUCAUUAUCAUGGCAAUAAAGCACAGAUUCUACAAAACUUAUAAAAGAGUUUAAAUUCACCAAUUUCAAGUAAACCUUCGUUUUCAUGGGGUCAGUCUCUUAAGUUGCCGAUUAAAUGCAACGUAAUUCUUUAUUACAAUAAUUAGAUUUCCCAAAAUGGGUGUAAAAAGGAAAUACAGUGACUGUUGAAAUGACAACCUAGGAUUGUAGAGGAAUCUCAGUCAAGGAUAUUUUAUUAGCAUACACAAUGGAUAACAUUGCAAAUGAUGUUGAAAAUCAAAAAGUUGAAAAUGUUUGUGACACUGUUAAAGUAUCUACAAAUUAAUUGUUGACCAAUUGGAACUCAAAUUAUACUAAAACCGAAGAAUUAUUCUAAGGUUUCCAAAAGAAUAUAGUUUAACUUUGAUACCUUAUAAAUAUAUAUAAGAUAUUAUAACUUCGUUAAAUUUAAUAAGCU
This is a messenger RNA of Paramecium octaurelia, 615 nucleotides long. The record is from the annotation of a GenBank genome assembly. Lineage: Eukaryota; Ciliophora; Oligohymenophorea; Peniculida; Parameciidae.